UUUCCAACAUGGCCACGGAUGACAUGUAGCGUUUGUUUUGGAGAGCUCGCAAAGUAUUUGCUUAUUUUCUGGAAUUACUGCGACCUACUCGAAGAUUAUAAUUUUUAAAUAGUCGUACUUUUAAAGGGGUGCUUUGAUUUGUACAACAAUUUCGGAUAUGUAUCGGCGGGGAGCAGGGAAGAGUGACAAGCCUGUGAAGAAGGAUGUUAGCGACAGCGACAAAUACGCCGACCUCUUGGUUUUCGGCUAUGCCUGCAAACUGUUCCGAGAUGACGAAAAGGCUCUUUACCACGAUCAAGGAAAACAUCUUAUCCCAUGGAUGGGGGACAAGAACAUCAUGAUUGAUAGAUACGAUGGGCGUGGUCACUUACAUGACCUCUCUGAGUAUGACAGCGGGUCAUGGAACACGUCUUACCAGCUGUCCGAGGAAGAGGCCAGGAUCGAGGCGUUGUGCGAUGAGGAGCGGUACCUGGCCCUUCACGCGGACUUGCUAGAGGAGGAGGCUAGACAAGAGGAGGAGUACAAACGUCUGAGCGAAGCCUUGGCGGAUGAAGGAACCUACAAUUCAGUGGCCUUCAAAUAUAGCGCUGACUACUAUGACCCGUCCCAGCCCACAGAAGAGGAGGAUGCCAACAGGGCAGCUGAAGAAGCAGAGCCAGAGGAGAGUGAAGAGCCCUUUGUUGCACCCCCAGGACUGGACAUCCCUCCUGAUGUAGAACUGCCUGCAACCAUCAAGACCCAUGCCAUCAUCGAGAGGACGGCGAACUUUGUGUGCCAGCAGGGAGCACAGUUUGAGAUCGUGCUAAAAGCCAAGCAGGCCAAUAACUCCCAGUUUGACUUCCUCCGUUUUGACCAUUAUCUCAACCCCUAUUACAAGCACAUCCUGCGGGCCAUGAAGGAAGGUCGCUACAACCUUCCCUCUGCCAACAAGCCUGAACAAGAGGAUUCCGAGUCAGACGACUCUGAUGAUGAUGGUGAUGGUGGAUAUCUACAUCCCAGCCUGUUUGCCCCCAAGAGAGAGCCUUCUCGUCUGGAGGAGCUCAUGAAGCCUUUGCAAGUGAUGGACCCAGACCACCCACUUGCUGCCCUUGUACGAAAGGCAAGACAGGAAAGAAAUGGGACUGCAGCAGAAGAACCUAAACCUGAGGAAGUGGUAGAGACAGCGCCACCUGCCGCACCAACACAGUAUAGUGCAGACCCUGUGUACUAUGGCUACUACAUGCUUCCGGAUGGCACAUUCUGUUUAGCCCCACCUCCACCUGGUAUAGAUGCCACCGCGUACUACAGCAGCGUGCCAGCUGCUGCUGUGGCCCCUCCUACCACCUCUACACCAGCUCUGCCUCAUAUGAACACACCGACCCCUUCCCAGACCUUGGCACCCCCAGGAGUGAGCCCAGUCCAGAUCUCAGCCACUGUUCCUCCACCAGCAGCUCUAUCAGAACCUAGUUCAAAGCUUGAAGUUCCAUUGUCCAGUCCAGCAAUGCCUGCCAUCAUGCCCCCUCCCCCGGACACCCAGCCUGUCAUAGACAAACUGGCCGAAUAUGUCGCCAGAAACGGACUGAAGUUUGAAUCGAGCGUCCGAGCCAAAAAUGAUCCGCGGUUUGACUUUCUACUGCCUUGGCAUCAGUACAACACCUAUUACGAGUUCAAGAAGAAAUACUUCAUGCAGAAAGAAGGGAAGGACCCACCAGAGAGAAACGCUGAGGAUGCCAGUGAUAAGCUUCAAUCAGACGAGUCACUUCAGGAUUCCAAGCUGAACAAAGCCUCGUUUGCACCAAUCAGUUUUGCCAUCAAAGCCAAGGAAAAUGACUUGCUUCCACUGGAGAAGAACAGAGUCCGGCUAGACGAUGACUCCGAUGAAGAAAAGUUGGAGAUGGAAGAAGAGGCCUCAGAAGUUGUAAUGGCAGUACCUGAGCUGGUGCCGAGGGAAGUGGUUCCUCUUGCUGUACCAGAAGAAAAAAAGCCCACGUUGAGUUUAGAGGAACUGGAGGCUAAACAAGCCAAGCACAAACUGGAGGACCGCCUGGCCGCAGCAGCCAGGGAGAAGCUGGCUCAGGCGUCCAAGGAGUCCAAGGAGAAGCAGCUCCAGGCGGAGAGGAAGAGGAAGGCAGCACUCUUCCUCCAGACUCUGAGAGGGCCAGGGACCGGAGAGCCCGAGGCCAAAAGAGCCGAGCUAGACACAGCUGCACAAUAUGAGAUGCAGGAAGCUCUGUCCACUCUGUCAGACAUGUCAUCAGUGGCACCGGUCUACGUUCUUGAUCAGAGGAUCCCCACAGAGACCCACGUGGCCUAUCGCAGCAGGGAUGAGCCAUCUUCCUCCUCACACUCCAGAGGGUCAGACAGAGAGCGUGACAAAGGCAGGGACAAAGACAAGAAGAAAAAGAAGCACAAAAGACGAUCUCGGUCUAGGUCCAAGUCUAGAUCCAGAUCUCGGUCCAAGUCCAAACACUCUCUCCCCAGUGCCUACAGAAGAGGUCACAGGUCCAGAUCACGCUCGUACUCCCCGGGGAGGAGGAGCAGGAGGGGGGCGUCAUCAGAGAGAAGGUAUGAGGAGCGCGAGCGAGAGCGCUAUCAUCGCAGCAGUAGCUCAGGCGCACCCCGAGGCCACUCUAGGUCCAGGUCUCCAUCUGAAAAAAGCAGGACAUCUUUAUUAUCAGGACUUGCUCAGGCUGCUGGUUCAUCCCUGUCGCCAUACGCUUCACCCAGAGGAGCAUCACCAGCUGCUAGCCCCGCCUCCAGUCUGGCACUCUCCAGGGACGGCUCUCAGGAGAAAGACAAGGCUGUGUCCUCCACUAUAGUAUCGUCUGUGCAGUCCAAAAUAACUCAGGAUCUGAUGGCCAAAGUGCGAGCUAUGUUAGCCACCUCAAAGACCUUCCAGCCUCCAACCUCCUGAAGAAUCCUCUGAUAUCUUCACACAUCAGACACGUUGGAUUUGAGUUUGGCCUUCUCAGAAUCUUCAACUAUUCAAACUUUUAUUAUCAAUGUGGACCUUGGAUUACUUUUUCACUCACAGACAAUAGCCAAGAACAUUACAACCCCUGCAAUGCUUUCACCAUUCUUAGCAGCCUGAGAAAAGGCUGCCAAGACUCAUAUUGUGUCCUUCUAUGAAGGCGUGUGUUGUUUUGAUAAUCUCUGACUUGAGUUGAUUCUUCUACGCCAGCUAUUUUCCUUCCGUCUCUUUGCGGCUCUUCACCAAUUUCCUCAGAAAAAAACCCUCUUAGUUUUGUACUCUGCUCUCCUUCUUUGCGCGUGGCCUUCUCUUUCAGUUUCCAGUUUGUACUUGAAUGAAUUUAUUGAAGAAAUACUUUCUAAUCCAAACUGUCAAUAAACUGUCAACUCUAAUAGA
Molecule: messenger RNA, 3346 nt
Organism: Periophthalmus magnuspinnatus
Lineage: Eukaryota; Metazoa; Chordata; Actinopteri; Gobiiformes; Gobiidae
Gene: sfswap
Product: splicing factor SWAP
Exons: 19
Coding region: 158-2893 (911 amino acids)
Biological process (GO): mRNA 5'-splice site recognition; RNA processing
Molecular function (GO): RNA binding
Source: RefSeq, a predicted model, not a curated record